Molecule: messenger RNA, 1222 nt
Organism: Prunus persica (peach)
Lineage: Eukaryota; Viridiplantae; Streptophyta; Magnoliopsida; Rosales; Rosaceae
Product: transcription factor MYB59
Exons: 3
Coding region: 132-917 (261 amino acids)
Biological process (GO): regulation of DNA-templated transcription
Cellular component (GO): nucleus
Molecular function (GO): sequence-specific DNA binding; DNA-binding transcription factor activity
Source: RefSeq, a predicted model, not a curated record
ACACCAAAGUUUCCAUGUAAAACAAGGAGGAGGAGAAAGUAGCAGCAGACCAGAAGCAUUGCAAUCAAAAGAGCCAAGGCCACAAACUUGGGAAUCGUAAAAAGAAAAGGAAAAGAGAAAAUUUAUCAAUCAUGAAAAUGGUUCAAGAGGAAAACAUCAGAAAGGGCCCAUGGACAGAGCAAGAGGACUUCAACCUGGUGUGCUUCGUGGGCUUGUUUGGAGACAGACGUUGGGACUUCAUAGCUAAGGUAUCAGGUUUGAACAGAACAGGUAAGAGUUGCAGGUUAAGAUGGGUUAAUUACUUGCACCCUGGCCUCAAAAGAGGCAAGAUGACCCCUCAAGAAGAGCGCCUGGUGCUUGAGCUCCACUCCAAAUGGGGAAAUAGAUGGUCAAGAAUUGCUAGAAAAUUACCUGGGAGGACAGAUAAUGAGAUUAAGAAUUACUGGAGGACUCAUAUGAGGAAGAAGGCACAAGAGAAAAAGAGGGCUGCAUCCCCAUCAUCAUCUUCUUCCAACUGUUCUUCAUCCUCAAACAUCACCUCAACUGAAGGAGGAGCAAGCUUUUAUGACACGGGUGGGCUUGAAAUCAAGGCAUCAUCAGGAGCAAAGAAAACUGGUGGAGAUCAUCAGGAGCAAGAAGAUGAUAAAAAAAGGGACCAAAAGGAGUACUCACUUGAUGAUAUAUGGAAGGAUAUCAAUCUGCCAGAAGUGAACAGUAUUGAACCAGUUUACAAUGGCUAUAGUGAAGAAGCCUGCAACAUUAUUUCUUGCCCAUUAAUGGCUUCUCCAGCACCAUGGGAGUAUUGCUCUGACUCUCUAUGGGAAAUGGAUGAAGAGGAAAGUAAGAUGUUUCUCCCAACUACAAGUGACCAAUUUCUGUCCUGUUUUGAAUAUGGAAAAGCAUCUCUAAUUGGCUGAUUAGGAUUUUAUUUAUUAAGAUUUGUUCAUAUGUGAAAUAGGGUCUUAAGGAAAAGCUCCUCUAACCUGUAUAAUAACAUGGGUAUGAUCUCAGAUGAUCUCUAAGCUCUAUUUUUCUUUCUGAAAUCUGGGUCUGGUCUGCACCAGCCAUCAGCUGCAGAUCACUUGUUUUUAUGCAUUACUUUACUCUAGUUCUUACCAUAUGAUGUUGUUGCUGUGGUAUGUCCAUGGAAGUAUGUUGUAUAUAUGUCUUUUGAGAUUUACUCUUCAAUAUCAAGCUGGUUACCAUCAGAAUUUUUCUUCUU